CGCGGAUCCGACUGCAAUGACAGCCAUUUUUUGAGCCGAUGAUGCUUCUAGCUCCACGGCCCAUCGCCGCCCUUCAGCGCAUCGUCACCACUUUAUCACCACCCGUGGAGAAUGAACACGCCCGCCUUUCUGCGCCCUUACGACCCUCAUAGUACGCCUCGUAUCGACCCGAGGUAACACGGCCAUCCACAGCACCCAGCUGCAACGAUGGCAAUGGCCACCCAGCGGGCCGAGGAUGUGGACGUCAUCCAAAGUGCCGAAGAGGUGUCGCUCUCCCAGAAGAUGCUCUCGGCCGUGUCUGGGAGUAUUCUGACAUCGCUGCUCGUCACGCCCCUCGAUGUAGUCCGCGUCCGUCUACAAUCACAAGAAACAACAGUAAAAGCUUCCUCACAUUCACCUCGUGGCUUCAAUGGCUCCACGCUCACACAGUUCCGCGACAUGCCACCAAACAUCGGCAUAUCAGCAUGCUGCAGGGAGGUGUUCUGGAUGAACAACAAGGCACCCUUCUGCGUCGCCGGACCGACGAUGGCUUCCAUAAAUCCAGCCGAUUUGAAUUGCGCCGUGGAAGAGGUGGAGCGGAGAACCAUCAACAGCACCUGGGACGGACUGCGAAAGAUUGCCCAGAACGAAGGCCCAAGAACAUUAUGGCGAGGACUGUCACCCACACUGGUCAUGGCAGUACCGGCCAACGUCAUCUACUUUGCAGGCUACGACUGGCUACGCACAGCACAAGCCUCGCCCUUCCGCAAGAUCGUGUCAGACGCAUACAUUCCCUUGGUAGCAGGUGCAACCGCACGCACAAUGGCUGCCAUCACCGUGAGCCCCAUCGAAAUGUUCAGGACCAGGAUGCAGGCAGCAAACCACACGGCCACUGCUGCAGGACACUUCCGUGAGACGAUGGACGGCCUGAAAGAGAUGGUGGGCUCACAGGGUAUCCUGAGUCUGUGGCGUGGUCUCACACUAACACUCUGGCGUGACGUACCCUUCUCUGCUAUCUAUUGGUGGGGCUAUGAAGCUACACGGAAUGCUCUCACCGACGCGCGAGGCCGAGCCGAGGCCAGGAACGAUGGGUUCGAGUUUCGCAUGGGCCGCGGCGAGGAGAAGAUCCAGCGACGCAGCCGGUCAAGAAGCCGAGAGAAUCCAACAGACACCAUCGUUGACAGUUUCCUUGCUGGCGCUGCCUCAGGUGGUGUUGCAGCCUUCGUCACUACACCAUUCGAUGUUGGCAAGACACGACAGCAGAUUGUACGACACGCAGGCAAGGCAGCCAAAGAUGCCGCGGAUACAAUGCGCCCAGAGGACCAGUCAAUGCCCCGUUUCCUCAUGCACAUUUACAAAGAGCAGGGCAUGUCUGGACUGUUCAAAGGAUGGGCCGCUAGAUCACUAAAAAUCGCUCCCGCAUGUGCGAUCAUGAUCAGCUGCUACGAGCUGGGCAAGAAAGUCUUCAACGACGUCAACGAACGCAAGCACCUCGAGAGGACACAAGAUCGAUAGGAUAGUACAUACGGCAGGAGACCUUUACACACAUCUUAGAUUCGGCGCAUACCCCUCUUUGGGACCUGGAGAUUGGUUCGACACAUUUUGCAUUGCAGUAGCAUGGCAUGUCACGGCGUUAUUGGCGAGUUUGGGCAAAGAGCGGCCUACGACGAUGUAUUGAUACCAGCGCGUUUGUAUAUACUGGCGCAUGUAUUAUAGCGAUGAAACGCAUCGCACAUAAUUGAUGUACCUAUAUUUUCCACCCG
Molecule: messenger RNA, 1742 nt
Organism: Didymella exigua CBS 183.55
Lineage: Eukaryota; Fungi; Ascomycota; Dothideomycetes; Pleosporales; Didymellaceae
Product: putative mitochondrial carrier protein
Exons: 2
Coding region: 208-1494 (428 amino acids)
Biological process (GO): mitochondrial transmembrane transport
Source: RefSeq, a predicted model, not a curated record